This is a messenger RNA of Lingula anatina, 597 nucleotides long. RefSeq names its product kinesin light chain 4. NCBI's taxonomy places the organism in Eukaryota, Metazoa, Brachiopoda, Lingulata, Lingulida, Lingulidae. The record is from RefSeq and is a predicted model, not a curated record.
AUGGCUCUAGCUUACAGCAGAAUAGGCAUUGCCCUGAUGGAAAUGGGUGAGUAUGAAAAGUCAUUUUCAUAUUUGAAAAAAUGUCUCAAAGUUCAGGAAGAAAACCUUCGGUCCGACCAUCCUGAUAUUGCCUCUACAUAUAACACAAUUGCACGCACACUGGGGUUCAUGGGUAAGUAUGAAGAAGCACUUGCCUAUCGAAAAAAAAGUAUUGAGGUCUUUGAGAAAGUGUUUGGUCCCCAACAUCCUAAUACCGCCCUCAAAUAUGACGCACUUGGCAUGUUGCUGAAAGAAAUGGGUAGGUACAAAGAAGCAAUUACAUUCCAUCAGAAAAGUAUUGAUAUCUUGGAGGGAUCUCUUGGUUCCGAUAACGUUCAUACUGCUUCGGCUUACACCAAUAUGGGCAAUGCUUAUAAAGAAAUGGGGAUGUAUAGAGAAGCACUCGAUUAUCACAAGAAAUGCCUUGCAGUAUUUGAAAAAGUUCUUGGCCACAAACAUCCUGUAACUGCCAAAGCAUACAACAAUAUUGGUAGCACAUUAAGAUGGAUGAGAAAACAGAAGCAUUACCAUAUUUUGAGAAAUCUCAUGCAAUUUUAA